Stegastes partitus (bicolor damselfish) is the source of this 1656-nucleotide messenger RNA. It is a transcript of the gene bend4, whose product is annotated as BEN domain containing 4. Lineage: Eukaryota; Metazoa; Chordata; Actinopteri; Pomacentridae. Gene Ontology annotation, molecular function: DNA binding. The transcript has 6 exons. The coding region runs from base 1 to 1656 and encodes 551 amino acids. The record is from RefSeq and is a predicted model, not a curated record.
AUGGAGGGAGAGAUGCAGCCCGCAGAUGAAGGGCCCUGCGCCUCCAAGAUGUGCCGACAGCAGCGGGGUCCGUACAGCACCCUGAAGCCCUUCCAGAGCAAGCGCUCGGCGGGCAAGUCGCGCUUCGAGCGGUCCGCUGUGGCCGAGCUGCCCCUGUUCGGCGACGGGCAUCAUUUCACUUUUCAUCCCGAGCAGCCUCAUCCUUUCCAGCCGCACCACCACCACCAACAGCGUCUGCAGCAUCUCCACCAAACCAGCGUCGCUAUCAGUAGCAGCCAGCAGCAUCACCCGGCGCCUCAGCAGCAGCAGCAGCAACAGCAGCAUCGUCUCCCCUGUGAGACCAGGCCCAGCAGCAGGGUCCCGACAUCCACCUCAGCGGCGGCGGCGGCGGCAGCAGCAUCUCUUGGUACCCAGCAGCGGCGCGCCAGCAGCGGCGGAGCGGAGCCCAGAUUCUCCCCGGACUGCACCUACAGCAUCAGCACAGAGAAUCGUCUCAUCCUGGAUGCCUUCGCCCAGCAGUGCAGCCGUGUCCUCAGCCUCCUCAAUAACGGGCGUCUCCUGGAGCCUCCCUCCUCCUCCUCCUUCCCCUCCAACAUCAAGCUGGAAGACGGGUCACAGGACGCUCAGGGGCUCCACUGCUCCUCGCAGGGGAAGUCUAAAUCUGAAGAGAGCUCCUCCAGCACAGACCCCGAGGAGGAGGCCCAACAAAGCCAUUUGAACCAACAACAGACCUCUGCAGUUCUCCGCAUCUUCACGGACUCCCUACAGAACUAUCUGCUCUCAGGCCCUCAGCAGCAGCAGCAGCAGCAUCUUCCUGUGGGUCUGGAGGACGAGCAGUGUCCGUCGGCGGAGCCCGGGUCAGGGAUGUCUCCCCCGAGACACAACCUGGGAGGCUGGGGGUCCCCGACCCCGUCAGAGUCUUACGGCCACCCGUCGUCUACGCUGCCUGAGGAGGAGGAGGAGGAGGAGAGCUGCUGUCCUCGCUGCUUGGAGCUGGAGCAGGAGGUGCUGUCUCUGCAGCAGGAGAACGAGGAACUCCGCAACAAGCUGGAGAAUAUCCCAGUUCCCUGUCAAAAUGUUCUUGACUACUUCAAGACUGUUCUUGAGUUUCACAACCAGCUGGUCCAACCGAUGCCAGAGGAGCAGCUCACGGAGGAAGAAGAACGGCAAACAGUCUUUGAGGGCAGUAAACAGCUCCUGGAGAACUAUCCUCUCUUCAUCACUAAUAAGCAGUGGGACGAAGCCGUAAACUCCUCUAAGAAAGACGGCAGACGGCUGCUGCGCUACUUGAUCCGUUAUGUCUUCACCACAGAUGAGCUGAAGUUCUCCUGUGGUUUGGGCAAAAGGAAGCGUUCAGUCCACUCAGGAGAGCCGGGCCUGGAGAGACGACCGCUCAACCCCGUCAAAGUCAGCUGCCUCAGAGAGUUUAUCCGGAUGCACUGUGCCUCAAACCCAGACUGGUGGAUGCCCUCAGAGGAGCAGAUCAACAAAGUGUUCAGCGACGCCGUCGGUCACGCCCGUCAGGGCCGAGCGGUCGGCACGUUCCUGGGCAGCAGCGGCAGCAGCACCAGCAGCCUCUACAUGGACGCCUUUGACGGACAUUUGUCGCAGGACGAACUGUAUUUAAAAGGCUGCCAGAACGGCCAGUCGGACUGA